GACCUGCAGAAUUCUGUAAUACGAUUGACCGAUGCUUCUGUAAUGACUCUGAUACAACUCACAUCACGUAAUUCCUUUCAAAAUCUAAUGAAGAUGCCCAAUUACCAGCAGAGACCGUCUUAACCUCAACUCUGAGCUUCAGAUUUAAGGCUUUGAAAAGAUCACCAUUGGGUGUAUCCUACGGGACCGUGUGACGCAGGACAUACGCUGAGAUUCUUCAGUAACGUGAAUAAUCAGGUGUAUAAAAGCGGCGGUCAGGAGACCGAGAGAGACAGACAGACGGGAACUGAGCCGAGGAAACUAUUCUUCAUCCAAACAGGUGUCAGAGAUCAUAUACAACCGCACACAUCCUGACCAAAGACAUGAUUUCACUGAGCAGCUGUCAGAUGCUCCUCCUGAUGGCCAUCUGUGGCGUCUUCUGCUGCAGGACUCUUGCACUGCCUGCCAUCUCUGCAUAUCCUGACAUCAGACCAGGCGCUCUCGAUGAAGACGGAGAGGACGACUGGACGAGAGACCCGUCUCUACAGGAUCUGGAGGCGUAUAAAAUCCUGUAUGAACUUGCAAACACCGUCGAGAGACCAUCCAGACACGCUGAUGGGCUGUUCACGAGCGGAUACAGCAAACUGCUCGGCCAACUGUCUGCUAAAGAAUAUCUGGAGUCUUUACUUGCAAAGAGAGUCAGUGAUGAGCUGGGCAUGGAGCAGAUGCCUGUGAAACGUCACUCAGAUGCCGUCUUCACAGACAACUACAGCCGCUACCGCAAACAGAUGGCGGCCAAGAAAUACCUCAACUCUGUUCUGGCAGGAAAAAGGAGGUACGGCUCGAAAAAAAGGUGAUGCACUCCUGUUCCAUCACUGCCUGUGCUCUUUGACAUGUGACAUGGAGGCACAGCUUCAAGAUUUUGCCAUCAUUAUAUAUUCAAGCUUACACAAUCUAUUACGGCUGAAAUUGAGUUAACAGCACUAAACACAACACAAACUGAAUGAGCGUGUCAGUGAAUGAAUCAGUGUGAAUGACAUGUCUGUUUGUUGUUGUCUAAUGCUGUUAUGUCUAGAGAAAUCUAUUUUGACUGCAGUCAUUCUUGAUAAUUGAAAUCAA
Messenger RNA from Onychostoma macrolepis, 1098 nucleotides. It is a transcript of the gene vipb, whose product is annotated as vasoactive intestinal peptide b. Gene Ontology annotation, molecular function: neuropeptide hormone activity; peptide hormone receptor binding. Gene Ontology annotation, biological process: regulation of sensory perception of pain; phospholipase C-activating G protein-coupled receptor signaling pathway; regulation of protein localization. The record is from RefSeq and is a predicted model, not a curated record. Gene Ontology annotation, cellular component: neuron projection; extracellular region; perikaryon. Lineage: Eukaryota; Metazoa; Chordata; Actinopteri; Cypriniformes; Cyprinidae. Bases 363 to 836 code for a protein of 157 amino acids. The transcript has 8 exons.